GCCUUGCUGCAUGCCGCCGGGGAGCGGAGGGGGACGAUGCGCGAGUACAAGGUGGUGGUCUUAGGGAGCGGCGGGGUCGGCAAGUCGGCUCUGACCGUCCAGUUCGUGACGGGCACCUUCAUCGAGAAGUACGACCCGACCAUCGAAGACUUCUACCGCAAAGAGAUCGAGGUGGACUCGUCCCCCUCCGUGCUGGAGAUCCUGGACACGGCCGGCACCGAGCAGUUCGCUUCUAUGCGGGACCUGUACAUCAAGAACGGUCAGGGCUUCAUCCUGGUCUACAGCAUGGUCAACCAGCAGAGCUUCCAGGACAUCAAGCCUAUGAGGGACCAGAUCAUCCGCGUCAAAAGAUAUGAAAAGGUGCCAGUAAUCUUGGUUGGCAACAAAGUUGACCUAGAAAGUGAACGUGAAGUGUCAUCUAGCGAGGGGCGCGCCUUGGCAGAAGACUGGGGAUGCCCAUUCAUGGAAACCUCAGCAAAGAGUAAAACAAUGGUGGAUGAGCUUUUUGCAGAGAUUGUUCGGCAAAUGAACUAUGCAGCCCAGCCUGAUAAAGAUGACCCUUGCUGUUCUGCGUGCAAUAUACAAUAGCGCUUUUAUGUAACUUAGGUAGACAUGACUAUAUUUUAGCACCAAUGGUUUAAAAAAGGUUGUUUUUUUUUCUGUGAUUUUCCCAAAGAGAAGCAUUGAGUGAAACCCUCGCACAAGUUGUGAAAAUUUGUCGAAAAUAAUAUUUUAAGAGUCACAAUUUGCUACAUUUCAAAUGUAACUUGUGGCAUUGUCUUUGUGGCCGUCACCUUUUUGCCACAUUACAGACUAGAGUAAAAUGUGGUGCCUUUCAUGUAAUAAAAAGAUACCACAACCUCACUAACUAGACUGAGAUUUCACCAGUGUUUUCAUAGUAUUCUUUACUUCCUGAACUGGACAGCGUUGGGCAGACAACUGGACAAGUUGAUGCCUGCUCUUCAAACAAAAAAAAACACCAACCACUCAAAUACCCCACAUAACAAGAAAUCUACAUGAACUCGGGGAGGCAGCUGGAUAUGUAUGAAGACAUGGAAAUGCACGCAGUCUUGUUUUGGAAAAUGAAGCCAUGUUUCAUCUAGAUUCGGGAGCAAGCUUUCCAUUUCUGCAUGCUUCCUAACAAUCAUUGGACCUCAAUAAACUCUUAAAAAAUGUUAUUGGCUUAUUUUACUUUAGCAUCAUAAUUAGACUAAAACAAAUGUCAGUCUAUUUUUCUUUUUUUUUUACUAAUGCUGAUAGGCUAUUGUGAAGUGAAUGUUGCUGUGACAAGGUGCUGAUGUCCUGGCAUUUAAUUUGAAUUGAACGAGAAUAUUUAUUUGCAUGGGCAGCUGUGCACAAAUGUGUCCAA
Messenger RNA from Nanorana parkeri, 1369 nucleotides. It is a transcript of the gene RAP2A, whose product is annotated as RAP2A, member of RAS oncogene family. Bases 37 to 588 code for a protein of 183 amino acids. Gene Ontology annotation, cellular component: plasma membrane. The transcript is spliced from 2 exons. Lineage: Eukaryota; Metazoa; Chordata; Amphibia; Anura; Dicroglossidae. Gene Ontology annotation, biological process: Rap protein signal transduction; negative regulation of cell migration. The record is from RefSeq and is a predicted model, not a curated record. Gene Ontology annotation, molecular function: GDP binding; GTPase activity; GTP binding.